AUGAUGCUUGAGAUCUUUACCGUCUUUCUGCCUUGCUGGGAGGUCAUCAGGCACCAGACCUUGCGACAGGAAACUCUCGACUCAAUCGCCCAAUGGCAGCUCAACACGAACCCUGACUGCCUGGCAAAGGACGGCUCCGUCAAGAGCAGUGGCUCUGGCGAGAGUAUCCUUACCAUGGAAGCUCUUGAGUACGUUCUUGAGCGAAACCCCGAGCCUCUCCAGCAGUUCUCUGCGCUUCGAGAUUUCUCUAGUGAGAACAUCGCCUUCUUGAGAGCUGUCGCAGAGUGGAAGUCUUCGCUGCCUCCAGCUUUUCGCGACCGCGAGAAGAUCAAGAAUGCCGCUGUCCAGGAGCUUGUCCGCGAGCGAUUCAAUAGCGCUCUCCGCAUUUAUACCAACUUUGUCAGCUCCCGCGAUGCCGAGUUACAGAUCAACCUGUCUUCACAAGACCUGAAGAAGCUGAAGGAUGUCUUCGAAAACUCUGCCCGCAUCCUGUACGGCGAGAAGCGCCAGAUUGACCCGGCCACACCAUUUGACUCUUUUGCGAUGACCGCCACCAACAUUAAAUCCUCCUCCGCGUCGUCCCACGGAUCCGAGACUGGCAUUAUGACCGAGUUGAUUAACGAUACGGAGCACGUUGGCGAUAAGGCCCUCUACUGGGGUGAUAUCCCCGACGGCCAGCGCUGA
Ilyonectria robusta is the source of this 684-nucleotide messenger RNA. RefSeq lists its product as uncharacterized. The record is from RefSeq and is a predicted model, not a curated record. The transcript has 2 exons. Lineage: Eukaryota; Fungi; Ascomycota; Sordariomycetes; Hypocreales; Nectriaceae. The coding region runs from base 1 to 684 and encodes 227 amino acids.